ACGUCUUAGUGGACUGGAUAAAAGAAUGUGAACCAAGCCAAAAAUACUCAGUCAAACAUGCAUUCCUAGCUCCAUCGACAUCGCGGGGGCUGGCUUGCUUCGCCGGCGCUGAAUCACGCAACGGCCGACUCGGAAACCCUCGGUCGGCCGGUCUGUCGCUCCAUGUGACAAUCGGCGAGGAGGCUGCCGGGCUUCCUCGUCAAUACACACGGCCGCCGCAGAUAAUUCGCGCCGUGUCCUGCUGCUGGCGGCCAGCGCUGCCCGGCGCUUACACAAUACUGCCACCUUCAAGGCCAGGGCCACCUGCACCUACGGUGUACCUCAUCGCCUCCAUCUUCGGUUCUUGUGUCCACCAGCGCCCACCAACGCUCUGCGUCGACUCGUCGAAUCGUCGACAUGUCCACACCACACCUGAAACACGCACGCGCCUGCCGGGAGACAUCACUGUGGCCAAGGUGCCUCCUUGAAGCUUUGCCUCCUUAGAAACCCAACCUAGGCCACCGUGACUGUCACUCUUCGUUCGGUGUGGCCUUCCAGCCGGCGAAGAGGCCGCGCGCCAGGCUUUGUUGGUGCUCGAUGACGACCCGGCAGGGCGCGCGCAUCGUCCCGUCCUGAUGGGAACGCCUUCGAUUGGAUCCCUCCUGAGCAGGAGGCUCGGUCGCCCAGUGUCAGACGCAGCGGAGCGUCACACACACCGACAAGAAUCUCGCAUCACGAGAAUAAUGGGCCGGGCCAUGCUCAACACUAGGAAGCCUCCCGCCAGGGCAACGGCAGCUGGACCAACUAGAGUCACCCACUUGCUCCCACCGCUGUUGCCCUCCAGCCCUCCCAUUAUUGGUUCAAGAGUCAUCAUCAUUCCCCAACCUAUCACAUGGCCCAUCGCAGCCACCGCCAACCGUGACCACUCUUGCCAUGUAGAAUAUCACAUUCUGGUCUGAGACCAAGUGAACUCGACCGUUUUUCAUGCCUAUUCCCUCUGACCGGGAUUAUCCUCCUUCAAGUGUCGGUGUGGUGAUCCUUCCGCGCGCAGAGUUUGGACACCCUUGUGUCUAAAUUUUGACACUUUCCGUCCAUAAUAUUCUGUGGCAUGGCGGGUAGGCCAGCCCUUCCAACUCGGGAGCAUACACCGACAGCGGCUGAAGAUGGACGGGCUGCCUCAUAGAUGGUUGCCUGCCUUCACCAGUACCACCAUGCCGUGCAUAAGUGGCUCAGCUUACUGCGGUGGGUGUCAGCUUUUGGAAUUUGGGCUGGCAUACCUUUGUCCCAUCCAUCUUGCUCUGAUUAUCCUGAAAAGGUUGGCACUUGUACACCACCAACCUCCUGCCAAAUUUCACGAGGGGUUUGUGGGAGUGUGUUUAAGAAUACACAUGGGUCUCCUGUUUGGGUCUGGAUCUCUUUUGGUCGCGUCUUGGCCGCUCAUGCAGUGUUUGUGUGGGCCAAUAGACUUGCAGUCAGCGGCUAAGCCACCGAGCCGCUCGGCCAACGUCGAAGGUACCUGUAUAAUGGAAGAAAUGUCGACGCAAAGGGGUCAGCAGUGUGGCCGUCCGUCCUUCGACAACGAUAUGGAGCUCUUCUGAGCGGUGUAUUGACAAACUCAUCCCAUGAUGUCAAAAGAGCCGUCCAUAUGAGUCAAUAAUAGGCCACUCGAGGCUGGAAUGCCCUGCGGUUGUCAUGCGAUAUAUCUGUUGGCGGAGGACAAAGAGGUCAACCAGGUCGCAUGGCCGUUUAGUGCCCGCUCAGCCUUGCCUCCCAUCCUCGUCCGCAGUGCUUGGAGCCCUCGUGUCUGGUCCCCAAAUCGAGGCUAGGCUGACCGAGUGGCCGGCCUGCGCCGACGCCUGGGUACCGUCCCUCUGCACAAAGGCCAUAGCCGCUCAACGAGUAUAAAG
Molecule: messenger RNA, 1886 nt
Organism: Gaeumannomyces tritici R3-111a-1
Lineage: Eukaryota; Fungi; Ascomycota; Sordariomycetes; Magnaporthales; Magnaporthaceae
Exons: 2
Coding region: 1143-1577 (144 amino acids)
Source: RefSeq, a predicted model, not a curated record